AUGUUCGAUGAAUGGACAAACGAUUAUUGCAUAGUUGCACCAAGUUCCGGGGGGACUCGGUACCUGAUGCUGAUCAAGAGAGAUGGUUGUUAUCUGUUUGAUAUGGAUUUCGAUGUCUUACGGUUCGAGUUGCUGUUUAAUAAGUCGAUGAUCAUGAACAAUGAUAAUCAAAGGACCUAUGAAAUACAUGACGUAUUUGCUGUUGAUGGGAUUACUGUUCUAAAGCGUCCGUUCAAUGUACGCUUUAGUUUGAUUGAAACAGAGAUACUUUCACCAAAGAACAAAUUUCAUUCAUUGUACGAUUGGGAAAAAGAACCCUUUAAAGUCAUUGAGAAUCGUUAUCGUCUAUCUGUUAUUGAGGAUGGUAUGAAGAAGGUCAUGGAGAAGGAUGAGGUUUCAUUCGCAGACUCUGAAGAUAUCACCUGGUUAAAUGGCAGAAUCAACGAAUGUGUUCCUAAAAUGACAGGAAAAAAUUCUUGGAAAUUUGUGUGCAUUAAAGACAAGACAGAGCCGAGCCACAUAACCGAGUAUGAUCUGGUGAUGGCCCAAAUUGAAUGUUACAGAUAUGAGUGCCAGGUGAUGCAAUGUACCAUCAGACAAGACCUAAUCAGCAAUGAGAUCAAGCAGUUGCCGCGAUUUGAUCGUAAAAGGAAGAAAGAAGUUCAAAGAGGUGAUGAAAAGUGA
Molecule: messenger RNA, 684 nt
Organism: Oldenlandia corymbosa var. corymbosa
Lineage: Eukaryota; Viridiplantae; Streptophyta; Magnoliopsida; Gentianales; Rubiaceae
Source: the annotation of a GenBank genome assembly